Messenger RNA from Scheffersomyces stipitis CBS 6054, 408 nucleotides. RefSeq lists its product as uncharacterized. Gene Ontology annotation, cellular component: ribonuclease MRP complex; nucleolar ribonuclease P complex. Gene Ontology annotation, biological process: tRNA processing; nuclear-transcribed mRNA catabolic process, RNase MRP-dependent; intronic box C/D snoRNA processing. Gene Ontology annotation, molecular function: ribonuclease MRP activity. The record is from RefSeq and is a predicted model, not a curated record. The transcript has 2 exons. NCBI's taxonomy places the organism in Eukaryota, Fungi, Ascomycota, Pichiomycetes, Serinales, Debaryomycetaceae. The coding region runs from base 1 to 408 and encodes 135 amino acids.
AUGACAAAACCCCAGCAGUACGUUGUACGAGAUGGUCAAUGGCAUUACUUGAGUCUUGAAGUCACUCCAGAUCCACAGGUUUAUCAGAAUGACAUACUAGCAGCUGAAUACGAACAAGUAGAGAUCGAUAGUAUAACAUGGAAAUCAGUGAUUCUUUCCUGUUUGAGCAAAGCAUAUGGACUCAUUGGAGAAGGGUCACACUUCGAUAUCCUUCUGAACAAGAAUAAAAGUCUGGUGGUGAGAAUCCACGUCCUUGACCAGGAGAAGUUCAUCAAUAGUCUACUUGCCAACACAUUCAAGUUGAACAAGUUCUACGGAGAAAGUAUCACUGGUGGAGACGUGAAUUGCUACAUCAGAGUGGUCAAACAUUCGGACUACCUUGGCGUCGUUGCCGAUGAGUUAUCAUAG